GAGCCAGAGCCCGAGGAGGAACGGGAACGCCACAGGGUUCCACGAGACCACCGGGACCGUCGAGGGGAACAGGACAGAGGAGACGCCCGUUCAAGGCCCGCCCACUCAGACGACGAGGUGGAGGAGGGUGAGGAGGAGGACUAUGACAACGAUGAAGAUAACCCUGAUGCAAAACCGUGCCUGAAGCCCACGAUGCGGCCCAUCACAGCAGCACCCUCAGUGUCAUCGGCCAGUGGCAACGUGUCCCCCAACACACCCGGGGACGAAUCGCCCUGUGGCAUCAUCAUCCCCCACGAGAACUCGCCCCCAGAGGCCCUGCCACAGGAGGAACACCGGCCAAAGAUCGGCCUCAGCCUCAAACUCGGUGCCACAGGAAGCCCAAGUCAGCCCAACGUAGGUAAAAGGAAGAAGCUGCCCGUGGACAGCGUCUUCGACAAGUUCGAUGACGAGGAGGCCGACGAACAGCCCCGCAAGAGGAAACUGGUGCCGCUGGAUUACGACGAUGACAAGAGCCUCGGGGUGGACGGGGCCGGGCUCUCCAGCAUAAAGGGAGCUAAUGCCGAAGAGAAACGCAAACACAUUAAGAGCCUGAUCGAAAAGAUUCCCACGGCAAAACCUGAGCUGUUCUCCUACCCGCUGGACUGGUCGAUGGUUGAUACGACAUUAAUGGAACGACGUGUUCGGCCCUGGAUCAAUAAAAAGAUCAUUGAGUACAUCGGAGAGGAAGAGCCGACGUUAGUGGACUUUGUCUGCUCCAAGGUGAUGGCUCACAGUAUGCCACAGAGUAUCUUGGAUGAUGUUGCUAUGGUUCUUGAUGAAGAGGCUGAAGUCUUCAUUGUGAAGAUGUGGCGGUUACUCAUUUAUGAAACGGAGGCAAAAAAAAUUGGACUGGUGAAAUAAGUAAAUUAACCACUGAAUGAAGAUCAACUGUUUUUUGUUAUUUUGUUCUUUUCAUACAUAGUGUAUAAUAGUGUAGCGCGGUUAUGUCACCCCAAACUAAGCAACUUGUCCAUACCAGCACAGACUGUAACUGCAAAUUCUGCUCAUUCUCACAUUUGCACCAGUUGUUCACGUCUUGUCUAUUUUUGUCUCAGCAUACUCAGGCUGCAUUCACCUCUCCUCACUGUUUGCAGGUGCUGACUGUAUUGGUGUACUUUCGUGUAUAUACAGUACGUCAUUAUUUUACUAUGAUAAAAUAACUCUGAGAGAAAGCUGCUGACAGGCACCCAGGACUGUUGUUGUGUUACCAGAUAAUGCUUCUUGGUCCUAGACUUUUUGAUUUACAUACAUGCCAACACACAUUUUGUGGAAAAAGUCUGUCUGCAGGAUUGUGACAGGGAGCCAGUUUACUGGUCUUACAAGCUUUUCUUUAAAGUAACUAAGGUGUGAAAUCUGGCUUGGUUAAGCAGACAGACUUUACAGUAUGCAUAACUACAAUAAGGAUAUGAUUUUUUUACAGGGUUAUUUAUUCAGGGUUUUGGAUUCAGCUCCAACUUACUAACAUACUUUGCUUCAUUUUUCCUUGUCACAUUCCUGAUAAACGUGUUGGCAUGUUCCUAUCCUCAGACCUUCUCAAAAACACCUAGUUGUCAUUUGAAAUGCGUCUGACAGGACCCACAGAAUGUCUUAGGUGGUGACAUCCCAGCAGCCCCAAAAGCACACACACAUCAUGACCACUAUAGGAAAAUGAGCUAAGAACGGGAAAAAUGAUCUGAAGUUGUGAGGAUGCUGUCCAUUCGUUUUUGUAUCGGUGAACAUUUGAUUAAAAUUGAUUUUUGUAACUAACGGUAACUGCCUUUUGUUUUCCCUCAACCUUGUUUCCUUUUGCAGUUAGACAGUAGAAAUUUGGCAAAAUGUAUUACAGUUCCAAAACAGCUAGCAAUGUAAUUGAAACUACUGCAAGUGAAAAUUAAUUCUUGACCUUAGAAUCAGCACUUCACAAAUCCUUUGGUUAAUUUACCCAUUGAUCAGCGUGUAAGGUUAAGUCUACUUAACAGUCUACUCAUAACAGCAGACAAAGACGCAUUGAGAUCAAAACUUCCAGAACUUUAUUGAUGUCAUGUGAGCUAAACAAGAGCAGAUCUUGCCAGUAAAAACUCUAACUGGAAGAGAAACAGCAAAAAAUAAAGUCACCACUGACUGGUGCAAAGACAGACGAGCCUAUGCGUUUCCCCUUUAAUCAAUCACAUCCAGUGACCAGCCAGAGAUGAAGCGCCAUGGAUACUGAAGACACUGGGCUCUGAAGCAAAACGCAAGUGAAGGCCACUGCUUGUAAACAGCUUUUGUUUUUUUAGAAUUAUCAUUUAUUCAAAUCGGUGUACUUAAAAAUAGAAACUAUAUUGAUGUGUAAUUGGAAAUUUAACUCUCCAUGUGUCCAUGUCUGGAUACGAAAACAGUAUUUUGAGUGACUGUCCUCUGAGACAAACCCUGCUAAUGAACAAACCUGGAUGUUUGCCAAUGAACUAUUAACACCAGUUAAUGUUUGCAAUGUGAAAGUUAACAUCUGUUGGACCUAGUGACUGUGGCCAUGUCCGUCCACAUUUUCUCCAUUGAUGUUUUUCCCACCAGCCUUCUUCCAAUGAACAACUCUAGUCCUCUGCUUUGGCCUCCAUCUCCUCGUCGUCAUCAUCUCCGUCCA
Toxotes jaculatrix (banded archerfish) is the source of this 2638-nucleotide messenger RNA. Its product is annotated as RNA-binding protein 25-like. Gene Ontology annotation, cellular component: spliceosomal complex. Gene Ontology annotation, molecular function: mRNA binding. The annotation marks the transcript as partial. Lineage: Eukaryota; Metazoa; Chordata; Actinopteri; Toxotidae. The transcript is spliced from 5 exons. The record is from RefSeq and is a predicted model, not a curated record. Gene Ontology annotation, biological process: mRNA processing; regulation of alternative mRNA splicing, via spliceosome.